GGAACCAAACAAAGAAAUAAGGAGCCGAGCAGGGAGGGAGGCCGCGCUGCAGCGGGCGAAAAGGAGAUGUGCUCCAGGCUAUGGGCCUGACCCUCCUUUGUGACAGUUCUACAUGUGACCCUCUCUGUGACAGUUUAACACUGCUGGAAACUUGGGCCAGUCCCCGCCUAGGAUCACUGGAUAAGGCACCGCUAUCAGCUGAACGUGAUGUUUGUGGGAGGGCCAAACCAAAGAAAAGAUUAUCACAUUGAAGAGGGAGAAGAGUUGUUUUAUCAAGUGGAAGGAGACAUGUGUCUGAAGAUAAUAGAAAAUGGAAACCAUAAAGAUAUCUUUAUCAGAGAAGGGGAGAUGUUUCUCCUACCUGCCAGGAUACCGCAUUCUCCUCAAAGAUACACAAACACUGUUGGACUCGUGAUUGAGAGAAAAAGGUUAAAGACAGAAACAGAUGGACUCAGAUAUUAUGUUGAAGAAUCUACAAAUGUCCUCUUUGAAAGAUGGUUUUAUUGUGAAGAUCUUGGUAUACAGCUAACACCAAUAAUACAAGAGUUUUUCAGCUCAAGUCAGUAUCGCACUGGAAAACCAAAUCCAGAUGAACUCCUGAAAGUCACACCUUUCCCACUAAAUGCCACUGCAGUCAUGGAUCCAUUUUCCUUCCAAGACUGGCUAAAUGAUCACCGUAGAGAAAUAAAUCAAAAAAAGUCCUUGAGUAUCUUUGGAGACAACUUUGAAACACAGGCUGUAGUUCACGGGCCAGGAGUAAGUGAAGGAAACCAGAAGAAUGCGGAUAUCUGGAUAUGGCAAUUGGAAAGCACAUCUGCUGUUGCUAUGGAUGGUAAAACCUUGACUCUGACUGCUGGUGAUAGCUUGCUGAUCCCUGCUCAGUCUACGUACCAUUGGAAGAGACCAGAAGGAUGCCUUGCUCUUUAUAUUGCACAGGAUCCAACACGCAAGAGACCUUAUGCUUAACUUGUGAAAUUGAACAAUGGUGAUCAGAAAUGUUAGUGCACAAAGAUCAUUUUAAAGAUGCUGACAAUAGGACAUCUCCAAAUCUAUAUCAAAGUUCUCAUUAAAAGUUUUCAUUGAAAUUUAUGUUUCAUCAGUAAGUUCAAAUAACUUUAAAAAUCAAGUGAGCAGCAUGAAAAUCUAUAGCUGAUGAGCUAUUUUGGUAAAAAUGCAGAAUAUUCAUUAUUCCAAAACAAUGUAAAACUGAUCUAAGUAAUAGACUCCAAUAUGCAGAAUUAUAUACUUGAUCCUAGCUAUAGCAAAUCAGACUUUUCUGAAUAGGAGUCCUGGGUAAACCUUAUGGAUGUUACUGAUAUAACUACUACUGACUGCUUGCUACUCAGCAGAAAAAGGAUCAUUUUAAAGCUAAAACACUAACUGGAGAGCUCUUUAAAACUGGGUUCUAUUCCCAACUAUGCCACCGACACUCUGGCAAGGG
Gavialis gangeticus (Gharial) is the source of this 1441-nucleotide messenger RNA. It is a transcript of the gene HAAO, whose product is annotated as 3-hydroxyanthranilate 3,4-dioxygenase. Gene Ontology annotation, cellular component: cytoplasm. The record is from RefSeq and is a predicted model, not a curated record. NCBI's taxonomy places the organism in Eukaryota, Metazoa, Chordata, Crocodylia, Gavialidae. Bases 208 to 966 code for a protein of 252 amino acids. Gene Ontology annotation, molecular function: 3-hydroxyanthranilate 3,4-dioxygenase activity; iron ion binding. The transcript has 11 exons. Gene Ontology annotation, biological process: 'de novo' NAD+ biosynthetic process from L-tryptophan; quinolinate metabolic process.